This is a messenger RNA of Mus pahari (shrew mouse), 505 nucleotides long. Its product is annotated as angiogenin-2-like. The transcript is spliced from 2 exons. Gene Ontology annotation, molecular function: RNA nuclease activity; nucleic acid binding. The record is from RefSeq and is a predicted model, not a curated record. Bases 68 to 502 code for a protein of 144 amino acids. Lineage: Eukaryota; Metazoa; Chordata; Mammalia; Rodentia; Muridae. Gene Ontology annotation, biological process: innate immune response; antimicrobial humoral immune response mediated by antimicrobial peptide; defense response to Gram-positive bacterium.
AGCAAACAGCUAGACUCAUCCCUAGUCGGAGGAAAGCUGGUCAGCUUUGGAAUCACUGUUGGAAGAGAUGGCGAUGAGCCUGGGUCCUUUGUUGUUGGUCUUCAUGCUGGGUCUGGUUGUGAUCCCUCCCACUGUGGCUCAGAAUGAAAUGUACAGACAUUUCCUGACUCAGCACGUUGAUGCCAAUCCACUUGGCCGGGAUGACAGAUACUGCGAAAGUAUAAUGAGGCAUAGAGAGCUAACCUCACCUUGCAAAGCUGUCAACACCUUUAUCCAUGGCAAGAGUAACAACAUCAAGGCCAUCUGUGGAAAUAAUGGAAGCCCUUAUGGAGGAAACUUAAGACUAAGCAACAAUCGCUUCCAGGUCACCACUUGCAAGCACAAAGGAGGGUCUCCCCGGCCUCCAUGCAAGUACCGAGCCUCUAAAGGGUNCAGAUAUAUUGUUAUUGGCUGUGAGAAUGGCUGGCCUGUCCACUUCGAUGAGUCUUACAUCAGUCCAUAGACA